AUGCUCCAUCUCUGGAUUGGAGUCUGCACUCAGUGCUUCAGGUCGCUGAUCGUUUGCUUCUUUUCUAUAGCUUGUGGAAAUCCAGUGACGUCCGACCGCAUUGUGGGUGGACAGGAUGCCUUCUAUGGGGAGUGGCCUUGGCAGAUAAGCCUGAGAAAGAAUGGGUACCACAUCUGUGGGGGAGUAAUGAUUGACACCCAGUGGGUGCUGAGCGCUGCCCACUGCUUCAUCAAACCCUACUCCACCUCCGACUAUACGGUGAAUCUGGGAGCCUACCAGCUGGCAGUACCCACGGGCAUCAUGUCUGCCGUCAGCGCCAUUUAUAUCCACCCAAUAUUUCAACGUGCCGGCUCCAGCGGUGACAUCGCCCUCAUCAAGCUCAUGAACCCCGUGCAGUUUACAGAUUAUAUUAUGCCCAUCUGUGUCCCCACCCAAGAUGUCCAAUUCCCCAGUAACCUGAACUGCUUCGUGACCGGCUGGGGAUCGAUCCAAUCAGGAGUAAGUCUCCCAUCACCUCAGACUCUACAGAAGGCCCAGGUGCCCGUCAUAGACCGUGCAGAGUGUGACACCAUGUACCACAUCAAUAACCCAACAAUUGCCGCCAAUACAACCCUAAUUCAGUGGGACAUGCUCUGCGCAGGAUACAAGGAUGGUCAGAAGGACGCCUGCCAGGGUGACUCCGGUGGUCCGCUGGCGUGUCGAUGGGACGGAGCUUGGCUCUUGGCCGGACUGGUCAGCUGGGGCUUUGGCUGCGCUCUUCCAAACCGUCCAGGAGUUUACACCAGAGUCACAGCAUACUCCGACUGGAUAAAGCAAUAUAUCCCACAAUUCCAGCUGACACCCGCUGUCAUCACCGCCCCGGACCCCACCACCAACGGCUCCGUGGGACCAUCUUCCUUCCUCACCCUGCUCUUCUUCUUUGUUGCUCUUCUCAUUCACAAGAUCUGGUAGACCCCUAGAUGGUGCUGGCACUAGACAAGACAUACAGACAAUGGACAAUGUGCCCAGGUAGUGUCCACUCAGUGACCACAUCUUGUCCUUGUG
Hyla sarda is the source of this 1044-nucleotide messenger RNA. Its product is annotated as serine protease 27-like. Bases 1 to 951 code for a protein of 316 amino acids. NCBI's taxonomy places the organism in Eukaryota, Metazoa, Chordata, Amphibia, Anura, Hylidae. Gene Ontology annotation, biological process: proteolysis. The transcript is spliced from 6 exons. Gene Ontology annotation, molecular function: serine-type endopeptidase activity. The record is from RefSeq and is a predicted model, not a curated record.